Acinonyx jubatus (cheetah) is the source of this 7173-nucleotide messenger RNA. It is a transcript of the gene STK32B, whose product is annotated as serine/threonine kinase 32B. Bases 157 to 1401 code for a protein of 414 amino acids. Lineage: Eukaryota; Metazoa; Chordata; Mammalia; Carnivora; Felidae. Gene Ontology annotation, biological process: protein phosphorylation; regulation of signal transduction; G protein-coupled receptor signaling pathway. The record is from RefSeq and is a predicted model, not a curated record. Gene Ontology annotation, molecular function: G protein-coupled receptor binding; G protein-coupled receptor kinase activity; ATP binding. The transcript has 12 exons.
UGGCGCGCGCGGCUGCAGCCUGGGCUGGGCGCUCGCAGCGCGUCCCGCGGCCGGUUCCGCGCUCCCCGCUCCGCGCUCCCCGCUUGGCGCCCCGCGCUCCCCGCCGCCCGCUCCCCGCAGCCGGGCAUGUAGCGGCGGCCGGCGCCGCGGCGGAAUAUGGGCGGGAACCACUCCCACAAGCCCCCCGUGUUCGACGAGAAUGAGGAAGUCAACUUUGACCAUUUUCAGAUCCUGCGGGCCAUCGGUAAAGGGAGUUUUGGAAAGGUAUGCAUCGUGCAGAAGCGGGACACAAAGAAAAUGUACGCGAUGAAGUACAUGAACAAGCAGAAAUGCAUCGAGAGGGAUGAAGUACGGAACGUCUUCCGGGAACUGCAGAUCAUGCGGGGACUGGACCACCCUUUCCUGGUCAACCUGUGGUACUCCUUCCAGGACGAGGAGGACAUGUUCAUGGUGGUGGACUUGCUCCUGGGCGGAGACCUGCGUUACCACCUGCAGCAGAACGUCCACUUCACGGAGGGGGCGGUGAAGCUGUACAUCUGCGAGCUGGCGCUGGCCCUGGAGUAUCUGCAGAGGUUCCACAUCAUCCACAGAGACAUCAAGCCAGACAACAUAUUGCUGGAUGAACACGGACAUGUUCACAUCACAGACUUCAACAUAGCGACGAUCGUGAAAGGAGCAGAAAAGGCUUCCUCUAUGGCUGGGACCAAGCCCUACAUGGCCCCGGAAGUGUUCCAGGUGUAUGUGGAGGGAGGCCCCGGCUACUCGUACCCCGUCGACUGGUGGUCCCUGGGUAUCACGGCCUACGAGCUGCUGCGGGGCUGGAGACCGUAUGAAAUCCACUCGGCCACGCCCAUUGAUGAGAUCCUCAACAUGUUCAAGGUGGAGCGUGUCCACUACUCCUCCACGUGGUGCAAAGGCAUGGUCGCCCUGCUGAAGAAGCUCCUGACCAAGGACCCUGAGAGCCGUCUGUCCAGCCUUGGUGACGUCCAGAGCGCGCCCUACUUGGCCGACAUGAACUGGGAUGCGGUGUUCGAGAAGGCGCUGACACCCGGCUUUGUGCCCAGUAAGGGGAGAUUGAAUUGUGACCCCACAUUUGAACUUGAAGAAAUGAUCCUUGAAUCCAGGCCACUUCACAAGAAGAAGAAGAGGCUGGCAAAGAACAGGUCCAAAGACGGCACAAAGGACAGCUGUCCUCUGAACGGACACCUGCAGCAGUGCUUGGAGACCGUGCGGAAGGAAUUCAUCAUAUUCAACAGAGAGAAGCCCCGAAGGCUCUGCCAGGCUAGCUCCCACCUGCCAUGUGCAAGUAUCCAGAUGAAGGGCCCGGCUGCGUACCCCGGGAUGCUGUCUGAGCACCGCGUGGGCCCCUCCGGGUCCAGCCGCAUCCCUGCUCCACGAUGAACGUGGGAAGGGGACCACGUUGCAUCCACCGCCACCCUCUCUGCUGCAGUUUCUCAUCUGUACAAUGUCUCCAUUCGCGAGCACGGUGUGCCCCAAACCAAGAGUCUUCCUUCUAAACCAAGAGAAAAAAAUGGGACCUGUCUGUCGCCCACCCCAUUCUGCAACCCCGUGUUUAAAGCACCUGCCAUGUUGGCACAGAGGACCUUCCUGUCUGACAUCAGCCAGUGGCCAGUGGCCUGACUGGGUAGGGGACCCGGAGAUGCUGAGCCAGGCUCCCCGUCACAUCCCCUGGGGCCUCACCGGCCCCGGCAGCCUCCAGCGGCUAGCGGCUGUCGCUUUCCUUGUCGGCAGACCAGGCCAUCCGCUCACAGCACACUGGGCCAGGCUGCCGCUGUGCAUUGGGCUGCAAAGGGAAUCAGCAGGGAGCGCGUGGUCACAUCGGAAUCUCCCGGCUGGGGGGGGGGGUCGGUGAAGCAUCUGACUUGGGCUCAGGUCCUGAUCUCAUGGUUUGUGAGAGUUCGAGCCCUACGUCAGGCUCUGUGCUGACAGCUCAGGGCCUGGAGCCUGCUUCUGUGUCUCCCUCUCUCUCUGCCCCUCCCCUGCUCAUGCUCUUUCUCUCAAAAAUAAACAAACAUUAAAAAAAAAUUUUUUUUUAAAUCCCCCAGCCGGGGGUAGGGGGUAUUAGCAUGUAGGGUUGCCACACCUGUUAUGUGUUGAAUUGCACCCCGCAAAAAGAUAUGUUGGAGCUCUAGCCCCAGUAUCCUAGAACGUGGCCUCAUUUGGACCUAGGGUUGUUGCAGAUGUGGUCAGCUGAGAUGAGGUCAUGUCAGAGUAAGGGGCCCAUCAUCCAAUAGGACUGGUGUCCUGAUAAGACGAGGCACAGACACAGGGAGAAGGGCACAAAGUUCGCCAGCAGCCUCCAGAAGCCAGGGGAGGGGCCUGGACCAGACGCUCCCCACAGACGCUGGCGAUGCAUUACAGCUGCCUUAGGGAACGGAUACAGUGCCCUCUGAGCCAGAAGCUGAGAGAAUAGGCCUGGCGAUCUGCGUUUUAACAUGUUCUUGGUGUCAUGCUGAUCCGUACUUUGAGAACUUCUGCUAAGAGAGACCAAGCGUGCCCACACGGGGCCUCUUCUGGUUGGUUCUGAGCUGGCCACAAGAAUCCCGAUCUAAAACUGCAGACCUUCCCAGCCGUCUGUCUCCCUUGCUCUGGGGUUGGUGACCUGCAUCUCCGAGCCCUCACGGGCUUAAGGGCGCUCCCGGGGGCCUCACCCCUGCACGGCUGCCUGGACGUGUGCUUCGUCAGCUAGAACGAGCUCUUGAGCAGACAAAAGUUCCCCUCCCCCCAUGCGAUGAGGAAGCUGUCCUCAGCAGGCAGCCCCCGGGGGCAUCAGCCAGCUCCUGGAGGAGAUUCGCACUCAGUCCUUUAACAGAUGUGCCCUAAUCUCGGCCUGGACCCUGAGACACCAAAGUGGGUCCAGCGGGCCCUGUGUCCUUGCCUGCUCGUAGCUAGCACAGGCCACCGUGGGGAUGCGGAGGACGUGCCCCUGGGCCUGACCUCUCUGGGCCUCAGUUUCUAAAGAGAGGGCAAAAUUCAAAUUCGCACUGCCUAAUAUUCUAGAAACACAACUUUAUUGCUGAGCUGAGACCUCAACUGGCAAGAGGCCGCCGAGCCAGGUGGAGCAUCUGUUUCAGGGACUGGUCCAGGGAUGCGAAGGCCUGGGCAGCUGAGGCUCCCAUUAGUUUGAGAAAUGGCGCCGUGGGUCCUGUCCUCCUAUUUCUGGCCAGAGAUUCGAGCUCAGUCUUUCCAGAAGGUCUUUUCAAUAGCAUUUGGCGGAGGUUUGCAGAAUAAGGAGCCCCUGGUGAGAAAGGAGUUUCAGGAGCUGAAUUGCCUAUCUAUCUGUGUCAUCUUGUAAAGAAAUCAGCAUUUUAAAAAUCACAUUAAAGCCACGUCUGGAGGCCCUAAAAAUGUUGUAUUUAAAAGAUGUGGGCUACUGCAUGUGUGGUACUUAGUGAUACUGUUAACGAUGGUCAGUGACGUUGGUGUAGGACUUUAUGGCUUCAGAUCAUGUUCCUUUAAUCCAGAUUUGUCAGCCUCGGCCCUGUCAACGUCUGAUGACUACUGACGUCAGUUGUUUGAUGUGGGGACUGCCCUGCCAGCUUUCGUGGCCUCUGCCCAUUAGACACCAGUAGCACGACCAAAACUGACCCCAGACACGGGCUGAUGUUCCCCAGCAGACCAGUUGCCCCCAGUUGGGGGUCACUGCUUACUCCUUACUUGCCACACUUUUCCUGAGGGGCAUAUUAGCGUUCCCAACGUCUGCAGGUCUGAACUGGGAUAUGAAGGAUUUGAAAUCUGAUCUUCCAACCCCAGACCCUGGGCUCUUUCUGCUGCGUGUGUGUUCAUCCAGCUCUCCGGGAGAGGUUUACUCAGCAUCUCCCGGGGGUUGGAUACAAGUGGGCAUAGCCGGGAGCAAGGCCCUGUUCUCGUGGGGCUCACGCUCAGGUGGAUUGAGGAGCUGAAGGGAGGGGGUACUUUCCCUAAGCGGCGUCUUUGAGGUGUGCCUCCAGCGCGUCCAGGCGGUGCAGCGGCUCGCGUGUAGCGACACCUUUUUAUUGGGCACCUGCUCCAUGCGAUGCAGUCAGUACGUCCAUCAUGUGGGCCAGGCGCUUUUACUCCCCCAUGUAACAGGGGAAGAGGAGCAGACGAAACGUGAGUCGAGGGCACAUGACUAAGAGGGCUGGGGUUCCAUGGAGGUAAUCAGGCUCCGGGGUCCAAGCACUAAAUCGAAAUGCAAAACGGUCCAUCGCCCUGCACAUUUAAUGUGGAACAAGGAGUUUCCACUAGCUCUGUAGAUGGCGUGUGUUGGUGAAUCCGGACACGUUCCAGGUGCAAGAUGGUACAGGUUAACGUGACAGCGGUCUGUCCUGCUUCCCCAUCCUGAGAAAACACAACAGCGAGCCACUGCAGGCUCGACUGAGGACGAAGGUGGGAGGCCUGGAACAAUGACAGAUGAAUAACCAAAACAUGAUUAAAGUUUGGUGACCUCAUCUUCCUCGGGGAGGGGGGCUCCCUGGAGACCCCAGGCAGUGAGAUAGGGACCCUCUAUUGCGGCCUGGAACUGUUGGGGGAAUGGAGGGUAAGCAGCGUGAAGUUACGAUUCACUUCAGGCUUGGGAACUGGAUGAACGGGGCAGGCCCUGGUCCUGCUGCCCUCGGGGCUGUGAGCAUGGGGGGCAAGUGGGGUGGGGCGGGUCCCAGCCUCUCUGCCCCUCGGCCUGCGCAUCAAGGGCUGGCCUUGACUUUACAAGGUCUGUGCCAUUUGCAGAGGACUUUGACUCCCCUCUGAUCUCCUCCCCAUGGGGAAGGCAGGAAAAGGUUAUAUCUGCAUCUCGUGAAUUAAUCAGUAAAGGAGGAACCUUCACCUUCACCACUGGCAUGUCCUCUACCCCCUUUGCUAGGAAGAGGUGAACUUCAAGGACCCCGCAUUCCAAAGUCAAGGCCAGUGCAUUUUGGUUCUCUCUAGUCUUCGGUCCAGUCUGUGUGGCCCCGACGUCAUUUAUAGGUGAGCAUAGCCAGGACAGGGAGCCAACAAAGAGCGGAGAGCACCUCCUUUCUAAACCAUGGGGUGGCGGGAGCACCCGCAGCCCUCUGCUCAUUCUGUUCUCGUCACGGCUCCAUUCACGGGAUUUUUUUUUCAUACCAUUUCACAGUCAGAGAAAUCGAUGAAAGCCUCACUCUGACUGUUGUGGCAUCUCUGAAUCUCACAAGAGUCUUGAGGCUUUACUGCCCACUGAGGCAGAGAAGAAGAGCAUAGACGACUGUGGCGGGUGAGGCCAGGCUUUCCGGGAUCGCUGCUCCGUGAAACAGGGUGGCGCCUUUCCAAAGCCCAGGAAGACGGUCAGGGAAGAUCAGCUCAGCGACCUGGAACAGCGGGAGGAAUUUCAGCCACAAUUGAAGGGGGCCCGGCAGGUGCUUGGAUUGCAGAAUCCUGAUAGUUGCAUGAAAACUCUGGAUCAGGAAGUCACACGGGAGGCGGGGCCCUCUGCCAAAUCCUUUAAGAGAAACUGAAGCCUGGUUUAAAAAGGGCUACUGAUCCUGGGGCAUGUGGGUGAUGCAGUCCAUUAAGCGUCUGACUCUUGAUCUUGGCUCAGGUCAUGAUUUCACUGUUCGUGGGUUCAAGCCCCGGGUCGGGCUCUGUGCUGAUGGUGUGGAGCCUGCUUGGGAUUCUCUCCCUUUUUCUCUCUGCCCCUGCCCCACUUGUGCUAUCUCUCUCUCUCUCUUUCUCUCUCCAAAAUAAAUAAACAUUUUAAAAAAAUUUUAAGGGCUACUGAUCCUGACACAUUCACCCCCCAGUGAAAGACCCCGGAAAAUACAGCAUGGCAGGUUUCCAGUGGGCCAAGAGGCAACACACGGUCCCUCACAAAUAGCUGAAUCCAUACAGCCCUGUUUCUCUUAGAAGCACAUGCUGUCACUGGUCUCCUCAGACUUCAAUUAUUUAAAGUCCCAUCUUCUUUCACCUGCAAUUAGUUCUCCAGAGUAAAAUAUGCCCAUUUUGUAUGGGAAUAUUUAUAGGCCUUAUUAAGUCCUUUGUGAAAGGAGGCUGUGUAUGAAUUUGAAAAUUAGGAACAGGGAUCUAAUGGUCUGUUUUGAAGUAAAUACUGUUGUUGUUUUAAUCCUGGUCUAAUUUUCUCUCUGUGCCAUCUAAGAAUCUCAUUGCCAGCCGAUUAAAUGAAAGAAUACUAUUGCUUUGUGAAUAUAUUGAAAACCUGUUAUAUGCCAUGUGCUGGGCUUGGUACAGUUACAUUUCAUCUGAAAUAAAUCCUCACCAUAACCUUGAUUUGUAAAUGUUGACAUCUAGAGAGAAGGAGUCAGGUGCCUGAAGUCAGCGGUCAGUGUUUUUGCAGAGUUGGGAUCCCACAUAGUCCGGGGUUUCUCAAGCUCGUAUUCUUUCCACUGACUCUUACCUUUAACUGUUUUAAAUGUCAGAACUUUAAUUAAAAUAUCCAAGGGAAGCAAACAAAUGGUGUCACUCAGAAUGUAUGUAAAAAACAGAAUACAAUGGAGGAGGGCACCUGUUGGGAUGAGCACUGGGUAUUGUACGGAAACCAAUUUGACAAUAAAUUGCAUAGUCAGAAAAAUAAUAAAUAAAUAAAUAAACAAAUAAACAAAUAAAUAAAUAAAAACAGAAUACAAACAGUAAGAUGGUCUGAAAUAAGUGCUUAGAGGCAACUGGCAACUUCUCUGCGGGUCCUUAAUGUUAAUGCCCUCCGCUUUCUCUAGCUCUGGGCCGCCCCCAGAAUCCUUAUGAAAAAUCCUCAUGUUUUCCGCCUGAAAUGGCUCUUUUGUUGGUUGCCUUGUGUCCCCCAAAGGGGUAUGAUGAACUCCUGACCGCCCCCCACCCAGUACUGUAUUUGGAAAUAGGGUCUUUGCAGAAGUAAUCAAGUUAAGAUGAUGUGAAACUGGACUAGGUAUAUCCAAUGACAGGUCUCUCUAAGGAGAGGGACAUUUGAAGACAGAAGUGGCCACAAUCUGAGGGAUGCCAGGGAUCGCUGGCAAACACUGGAAGCCCGAAGACACAAGGAAGGAUUUACCCCAGGCCCCUGCGGACACCUCGGUGUUAGACGUCUGGUCUCCGAAACUUUGAGGGAAUAUAUUUCACGCAGUUGCUGGUACAUCACCAGGGAGCCGUGAGGAGCAUACACGCCUUCCAGGGACCAGUGAAGGCUCCGUGCUCGGCAGUCAUUAACCCUUGAUUCCUCCCAAAUUUUUA